ACUACCAAAACAUAAUCUAGCUAGCUAACGUUAGCUAGGGCAAGAUAUGCUAGGCUCUUCCUCAUAUAGUUCUGAGGAAGAUCAUCAAGAUCACAAACAAUCUUCACCAUUGGAUCUACCUCUUCACCCACCACCAUCUUUUUUAGAUUACCACCACCAUCUCAUCCCUUCCACUACUAAUACCAAUAUUAAUACUAAUACUAAUACGACUAAUACUAAUUCUUCAGUUCCUUCACCUUCGGUUUUACUUCCUUCAACCAUUGUAACAAAUCAUUUUCCAUUCAUUCAUCCUCGCCAACUAUUAAUAACAUGCGCCGAAUUAAUAUCUCGAUCAGAGUUCACCUCCGCCCACCGUCUCCUCACCCUACUUUCCACCGAUUUCGCCUCACAAUCCGGCGACGCCACCGAAAGACUCGUUUUUUAUUUCAUCAAAGCAUUAAAUCAACGUUUAAAUCGAUGUAAUACUAUUGUUAACCAUGAUCUUACUUUAUCACCAAUCCCAAGACCGCCAAUAAUAAGAACAAGAUCAUAUUCAUCUUAUCUUUCACUAAAUCAAGUUACACCCUUUAUUAGAUUCACCCAUCUAACUGCAAACCAAGCAAUCUUAGAAGCAAUGGAGGGUUUUUCAUUGAUUCAUAUUCUUGACAUGGAUAUCAUGCAUGGUGUUCAAUGGCCACCUCUUUUACAAGCUAUCAAAGAAAGGUCAACAACUUUAGGGCGUAUUUCUCCAAGGAUCCGGAUCACCGGUGCCGCUUUAGAGCCGACCCAUUUAGAAAAAACCGGAUCCCGUCUUCGUAAAUUUGCUGAAUCAUUAGGGUUAGAGUUUGAAUUCUAUGAGCUCGUUCUUCAAGACUGUGAUGAAUUUGAUUAUUCUGAGGCUGUAACUCAAGCAAUUAUAAUUAGGUCGUGUGAUCAGGUGGAGGAAGGUGUAGCAAUUAACUGUGGAGACUACCUACACCGUCUUUUAAAAGAAUAUGAUACAAGGUCUCUGAGAAGGUUCCUUAGUAGAAUGAAGUCAUUAAACCCUAGAGUGUUAACAAUAGGAGAAAUAGAAGCAGAUCAUAACCACCCAUUAUUUUUAAGAAGGUUUGUGAAUGCAUUGGAACAUUAUGCGGCGAUGUUUGAUUCACUAGAAGCUACUAUUCCUCCACAAAGUAAGGAAAGGGCGGCGGUUGAAGAAGGGUGGUUGUGGGAGGAGAUAAAGGAUGUUGUCGGGGAGGAAGGGGAUCGGAGAAGGGAGAAUCACCAGAAGUAUGAGUCAUGGGAGGUUGUGUUGAGAAGUUCAGGGUUUAAGAGUUUGGCAUUAAGUCCAUUUUCAGUGUCACAAGCUAAGUUGUUGCUUAGACUUCAUUACCCUUCGGAAGGGUAUCAGCUUCAGGUUCUUAAUUCCAAUUGUUUGUUACUUGGUUGGAAGAAUUGCCCUCUUUAUUCUGUUUCUUCUUGGCAUUAA
Messenger RNA from Amaranthus tricolor (Joseph's coat), 1450 nucleotides. Its product is annotated as scarecrow-like protein 18. Gene Ontology annotation, molecular function: DNA-binding transcription factor activity; sequence-specific DNA binding. The transcript has a single exon. Lineage: Eukaryota; Viridiplantae; Streptophyta; Magnoliopsida; Caryophyllales; Amaranthaceae. Bases 47 to 1450 code for a protein of 467 amino acids. Gene Ontology annotation, cellular component: nucleus. The record is from RefSeq and is a predicted model, not a curated record. Gene Ontology annotation, biological process: regulation of DNA-templated transcription; meristem initiation.